Messenger RNA from Xyrauchen texanus (razorback sucker), 6291 nucleotides. RefSeq lists its product as uncharacterized. Gene Ontology annotation, cellular component: mitochondrion; early endosome; phagocytic vesicle. Lineage: Eukaryota; Metazoa; Chordata; Actinopteri; Cypriniformes; Catostomidae. Gene Ontology annotation, molecular function: small GTPase binding. The record is from RefSeq and is a predicted model, not a curated record. The coding region runs from base 437 to 4675 and encodes 1412 amino acids. Gene Ontology annotation, biological process: regulated exocytosis. The transcript is spliced from 6 exons.
UCAAACUACUUGUCUCUGCUGAGUUGUAGCCUACGUGUUUUAUGGGCUGAUAUGAAGUACAGCGGCACAGAUUUUGGCUGCCUUUCUCUUUAAUUCCACUGGAUACUUUACUGCGGAGCCCCCACACAAUGUUUGAGGGCGGGCCGCCCAGCAGGGGCGCAGUGAAUUGUCAAAAAUCUGUGGUGCUGACGCGCUGAUGAUCCAAAACAGUAAAUUGACUUGAAGAUUAGUCUUGCGAGGAAUUUUGUGCUGUGUAUCAGCGUUACGACUGAGAGGUGUCGUUCUGCGUCGGACGUUUUUCGGAAUAAAGCUGCACGAGUAUGCAGAGAUUUUCACUGCAACUUCAUGCGGCGGAUGGGCGCAAGGGCGCGGGCAGCGCAUAGUUAUCCAGUGCGCAAGUGUCAUUCUGCGUGAAUAAUCCGAAACAACUGCAGGGAUGCCUCUGAUCAGCCUGGAUGACGAUGAUCAGAGAUGGGUCCCAACGCAUGUCAAUGUAACCGUCGUUCGAGCGAGGGGUCUGCGGACGAAGGGAAAGCAAGGCAGCCGCUAUGUUUACACUAUCAUCCAGGUCGGCAAGGAGAAGUACACCACCGGCCUGGUGGAGAAGGCGGAGGAGCCGCAGUGGAAUGAGGAGUGCUCGUUUGAGCUGCUGCCCGGCCUGCUAGAAGCGGGAGGGAUGAGCGCCUACCCGCCCGGGAGCAGUAACCUGGUGCUCACCGUGAUGCAUCGAGUGCUCAUCGGGCUGGACGUGUUUCUCGGUCAAACUAUUGUUCCCCUGGACAAAGUUUUUCAGGAUGGAAUGUGUCCUAGAAACGAGUGGCUCAGGUUGCACUCUAAGGCUGGUCGAAAAGAGAAGGAGCGAGGGGAGCUGCAGGUGACUGUCCAAUUUACCCGCAACAACAUGACCGCCAGUAUGUACGAUCUGACUGUAAAUGACAAGCCUCGUUCGGCCUUUGGAAAGCUGAAGGACCGUGUCACAGGGAGGAAGAGAGGGGACAUGGAAUCCUCCUCCGCCAUUUUGCCUGGCCGCUUCGCCGCCCUGUCAGGGUCUGUAGGUCCGCCCUUCGUGGGAGAUGGAGGACUGAAUGAACCGGGUGUGGAGGAAGGGGUUGAUGAACAGAGGAGUAAGGUGAAAGAUUUCUUUCUAAAAGGAAGACUGCGGAAGAAUUCAGACACACGAUCUUGUUCGUCAUUGGCUUCAGAGAGUAGCAUGGCAUCAUCUUCCGGCGAUCCGUUCAUACCGAUAGAGCUGUCCAGAACUCCGAUCUACAGCAGCAGACCGAUGGAGCCAUUCCGCAUGGACAGUGAAGGAGGUAUAAAAGUCUUCACGGAUCCUAAAGUGAUGACCCACAAGCGUGCACAUAGCGAUGAGGCUAGUAAGAUCACAAGUGUUUCUCGGCCCAGCACUACUGUGGAAACUCUAAAAGGCCAGAGCACAGCCUUCUCCAAAUCCACCCUCUGCAUCAACGGUAGCCAUAUCUACUCAUCCGAACCUGUCAGCCCCAAAAGUCCAGGCAACCUCCCAGCCAAGCGCUCCCUGCUGGAGAAAUGCGCACCCCUAUCUCGCUCUCUCCAGAACCUCACCAGACGUGGUGAGGACUCACAGAAGAGCGAUGGGAGAUGCUGGUCCAUUGAAAAGAGCAAGAAAGAGGACGGGGAUGCAGACAGGGCUAUAAGCCAGACCCAGGGAGCUGCCAUGUCAGAGGGAAAGCCAGUGCAGGCCACGGGACCUCAGGCAGCAUCUCCUGGGGUUAUGGAAGUGGUGGAUAAAGGAAAAAAGUUUAGGAAAACUCUGUUUUCUAGUGGAAGGAGCGACUCUCUCCCAGCCAAGCCAGAGCAGAACCAGGUUUCUGCUGCUCUUGAGGGCAGACGCAGGGGAUGGUUUGUCUCCGGUGACUCCCAGAACAAGCCAAGGCUGGGAGUCUCUCCUAAGCUAGAGAGCAGCUCAGGCACCCCCUCUCCCCACUUCCCUUGCUUACCCAGUCAGCCCCCAAGCUCUCUCCCCCUUGAUUGCACUACCACCUCUGUGUCUCCCUCUAGUGGCAAUCAAACCAACCCAUUCACCCAUCCAUCCCCAACACCCCCUUCCAUCUCUCCCUCCAACCCUUUCUUCACAAGGCUACAACAAAACCCGUUUUUUGAGGAUCUUAUAGCUGAGGAAACACUGAAGUCUCCAACUGCUGGUUAUAAUUACCCAGCUAUCUCUGUAGGACCUGGCCUCCCCAGCCACCUCCAUAAUGGACUGCAGAACAGAAUGUCCGCAAUAAAGCGAGAGAGACCCAGGAGUAUGGCCAGGCAGAGGUCACUUCCCUCCAUUAUGCCUGAGACACCAGGCACCAACAAUUCAAACACUCAUCCAAGCCACUCUUUGUGUGAAAGGGCUGGGGAAUGGGAUGAUUUUGAGGCAUUUGCCAGCAGCCGGCUAAAAUCGCCAAUGGGAACUCCAACUAGACCGCCGUCAGCACCGUUUCUCUCACAGGUAACAAACACCAACCAGAUGGUGAAUGAAGAUUAUAAACCAAGCAAUAGUUUGCGAGUUGAUGAAGUUGAUAUGGCUUUUCCUAAGCCAUGGGAUCUCCCACCUCUACCACCACGUAGAUCCACGAGGACCCGAGUCCCAGCAAGGGAGAGGUGUUCUGACAGCUGGUUGGAUCGAGCCCAAGAGCUGGCUGUGCAGAAAGAGGCCUGCUUCCUCUCUCAGACAGACUUUGCCUCCCUGCAGCAUGUGAGAGAGGAUGACAUGAAGAGGAACUCGCUAAUUUUAUGUUCAGAUAAAGAGCCUUUUAAAGACUUGCACAGAAUGACUUCAGUAGGGUACAACAAGAUGUGUCCUUCACUGGAAACAGAGUUGCACUGUGGAUUGGAUGAAAAAAAAACAGAAAGAGGUUGUCCUAAUUUGACCGGACCCACUUUUGAAACAAACAACAUUUCUAACAGUUCUAUGAAUGGUUUUGGUGAGGAGACACUUGGAAGUUCCCUCCAAUCUGAAUUUGAAUACACAGUACCUGAAACACUGUGCUUCUCGUCUGACUGGGAAACCACAGUGACCGAAUCGCUGUGCAGUUCCCCUCAAACCCAACCAAAGCAUGAUCUGAACUCUUCCUGUGAAAUAGAUCCAAAGCAAAAGGCCUCCACUAAGCGACAACACAAGACUAACACUAGCAAUGGCAUUGGCUUGUUUACCCUCUCCCCAAGAGAUUCAAACAACAAUACAGAUUCUUUAGAAUUUGCUUUCAUUGAUUCUGGAAGUUCGCCAUCGGAGAUGCAACCACCUUUUGAGAUUAUAAAAGACAGUGUUAAAGCAUUAAAAGUGCAUCAAAGCAAUUUUUCAGAUGUGGACUCUGGGAAUGGUAUGACUCUAUCCAAGUUCUCACCAGAAUUACCGGAGGAUUUAAUCUGCAGAAUGGCAUCAGAGUUGGAAAUGUUCUCACCAAAGAAGAGUUGUGUCAGUUACACCCUUAAAGAUAUCACAUAUAAUGAUUCUGACUCAUCAAACCAAAGCCAUUUGGAUUGCUCGUUACUUUUUGAGACAUCAUAUGAAGGACAGGGUGAACAGGAAGUCAACCCAUGUGAAGACACAGAGCAUUGCAACACCACUUUGAAGUCACACUGUGAGUCGCUUAACAAAGAGAUCUCUGUGAUCACACAAACACUUAGCCAUGGAGACACUGUGACAAAUCAAAUCAAACCUGAGGCUGCAAAGGGAAAUGUUGUCUUACAAGCUACACAUGAUGGUGGGGACAUCAUGUCCUGUAAACAGACUUUAAAAGAGUGUAAAGUUCAUUCAGCAGAAUCUGAGGACGUUAACCUGAUCUCAGAAGUCUUAUUUUCAAAGACAAGUGAGAUCGAGGAGUCUUCUUUAACUCAGGAUGAACAAAUCAGCUUUAAGGGUUUGCAUGCUAGAGUUGCUCCAAGAAGUUCCAGAACCCCCUGUAAAACUGACGUGACAUCAGCUCGCAUCAGACCACGCUCGACCAAAAGCUCACCCAAAACGGUCUUGAGCACAGAGUCGCUCCCAAGCUCUCCUAAUCCUCAAUCGUCUUCAACAUCAUACCUCAUUUUGCGUGAUCUUUCCCCUUCACCCACUUCAUUAGCUGGCAAGAAUGCCUGCCUCCACCCUGACACUUCCCUUCCUGUAAUCUUCCUAAAAGAGUCGCCCAGCAUGGGUUCCACUUCCUCCACAGCCCAGCCCCAGGUUGAUGCAUCGCUCCCCCUCUCACCUGAGGAGAUACAGCCAUCCAACAUCCUCCUGCCCCUUGAGGAGAGCAGCCCUCACCCAGUGAAGCCUUUGACCAACACGACUAUGCAGGCAGAAAAGAAACUAGAAAGCCGCUCUGUGCUGGAGAAACUCAAGUCUACCAUCAACCCAGGACGAUCUGUGCCUCCGACGACUACAGAGGAUGAGAAAACACAGCUUGCUCAGAUGGAGGCCCGGGCUCAGUACCAAAACAUGACCAACCUGGAGUUGAUAGCUCUGCUGCUGCAGCAGGAAACGGAUGUUAAGAAGCAGCGAGCUGAAACUGAGGUGCAGGAGGCAUUGCUGGAGAAACGGGAGGCUGAACUGAAGAAGAUGAAAAUUCAGGUCCGAGACCUGGAGGACUACAUUGACAAGCUGCUGGUCCGCAUCAUGGAACAGACACCCACCCUGCUGCAGGUCCGAGCCAGACCCAAAUGACCAGGGUGACCCGUUCCAUCAGAAAAUCCCUAAUACUGACCUAAAGCCAUUUGUGAUGCUUCAUUAAAUUCCAAAACUGCCAGAUUCCUGUAGACACGAUAAAGCUUUGCAUGCAUCUUACUGGAAUUCAAAGUCCACAAUUAUUUGUUAAUUAUAGCAACUGCUAGUCACGCUGAGAACACAAGGUUGUGGAAAGUUAAAGGGAAGAAAGCAAUAUUGGAUUUCAUGUGGAUGUAAAUAUUCAUGGAAUCUACACAAGUAUGUUUUCCUGUUCAUAAAUAUAACAUUUUGUAAUGGGAACAAUUAAGAACUUUCUGCUAUCUUUACCUAAACAGAGAAGUGUACCAAAAUGUUGGCCAAAAUGUCUCUGACAUUUCAGAAAUCCAUAUAUGCAAACCAAAGCACUGCCUAUAAAAACUGACAUCUAAAGAUGCCACUUUAACCCUUGAAACUUCUGUCCUCAGAAUUGGAAGUAAAGUAUUUGGACAACAAAACCUUCAAAUAAAUUCCCAGAAACUUCUGACCUUAUCUGUCAAUCUGAUACAUUUCUCUUACAGAAAACAUAUCCAUAUAUUUAGAGAAUAUUGUUUCAAAUGUACUGCAUUAAGUAGCAUAACUGGUGUUUGAUUUCAUCUCAAUGCUUAACACUGUUGAAAACCUGAAGAUUUCAGAGAUUUAAAAACAUAAGUAAUAUUUAAUAAUACAUACAGUAAUAUGUAACACACCUUGUGUCAAAGUUGAUGUAAAAUAUUGCUUUCGAUCAAAUUCUUCUGUAAUUGUAAAUAGAUAUCUUAAUUCUUAAUAGCUUUCAAAAGCACAUUAAUGCGCAUUUAUGCAAAAACCUUGUGCUUGAGCUAGUCAGAAUCGCUGAUAUCAGUGCAUGCUCCCUUCCAUCAAGCACUCGCACAAAAACAGAGAUUGUCUCUGAGAAAAUGUUAGCUAUGCAAUAACACAACAUGCUAGCUGUAGCUUAAUUUAAUAUAUGCUACACAACUAUAUUGCACUGCUGCACACUUAGAUCAUUGCUGAAGUAGCAAAUUUAGUGAUAUGCAAAUGCAUAAGCUUUCUUAAUAUCAAAAGCUGUUUAUUUGUUUUUUUUUAUAAAUAAAGAUCUAUUGUUUGUGUUUUGCUGAGAUGUAACUACCUUGUGUUAGUGUGGCUUUACGGUUUUCUCAGUUUUAUUCAUUCUGACAGUGUUUUUUACCAUUGAUUCUUUUUGUUUUUAAGUGGUUCUAAAGUGUGAUUGUGAUUCAUUAUUUCCUUCAUUUAGUCUGUGAGGUUCUGUCGUACAGAACAACAGCUUUGUGUGUCAAGGUUGGAAAGUACAGGGUUGCUGUUACAAUUGUUGACUAACUGCAUCAAUAGAUCUGUGUCUAAAAUAUUUCAUGCAGAAAUUGACUCUGAAUCAAAGUUCCAAAUGUGCUUGUUCUAGUUCCAUAAUUCUGAGUGUUCCACUGUGUUCCUGUAGAGAACCACGUAGCACUGUGAUUCUAGAUCGUGUUGUUUUUUUAUGCGUUUUAAUCACCAUUUUGUAACAUGCCUCUGUGGAUUUAUUUACAAGAUACAUUCACGUUUGUAUUUUCUUAUUCUGUUUUAUUUAUUGCUAAUUAUUUCAA